Messenger RNA from Zerene cesonia (dogface butterfly), 1126 nucleotides. RefSeq lists its product as uncharacterized. Bases 240 to 725 code for a protein of 161 amino acids. NCBI's taxonomy places the organism in Eukaryota, Metazoa, Arthropoda, Insecta, Lepidoptera, Pieridae. The record is from RefSeq and is a predicted model, not a curated record. The transcript is spliced from 2 exons.
CUCUAUCAACAUUCAAUUAUCAAAAUAAUAUUCCUACAAUUUCAAUAAAACUCAUAGUGUGGAAAUGUGAUUAUUGGAUAAGAGUACACUGACGCAAUGCGCAUUUUUUUAAACCAAUCGCAGUAGUAGAACAUUUAACUUAAUUCACAAUUCGUGAAUUUAUUAAUACAUUGAAAUAGUGAUAUAUGAUACGCAAAAAUGCACAGAAGUCUACAUUUGUGUAAGUUUUCUGCAGUGUUAUGACUGAACCAUCAGAAGAUAAUAAUUCAGAAACUAUUUUAAAUGAUAAAACAAAAAUUGAAAUGCCUCCACCGGUGUCAACCAAAGUUGUGAAAAGACUAAUUCCACGCGGAGCGGGCAAACAUCCGUGCACAGCGUGCAACCUGUCGUUCGCCCAACCGAUAAGGCUAAAAUACCACAUUCGUUCCCACCACUACAACCUCAAAUCGAAGCUACCGAUGUUCUUGAAGAAAGACGUCAACGAAGUGUGGUUCGAGAGAGUGUCAAAUACAGAUAACGUAGCCGAAAUAACAAAGGUCGCAGAUUAUAAAUUGUUAGUUCGGAAAACGGAUUUUAAUGAGCCAUUCAAUGAGGAUAGCGGUGAAGACGUCGAUGUUACGGAUUUAUACCCGUUUGAAUAUAAGAGAGAGAAGGUGGAAUGUAAUGAAUGUAAUAUACUUAUAACGAGGAAGGAUUAUAAAAAGCACUUUAAAAAUAACCAUUAAUAAAACGAAACUGUAGUUUUUCAAUUGAUAAAUAAUAUGUAUUUAUGGGGAGACAUGAAUAAACGGGCAGUGGGAUAGGGCUAAUCACAAAUCACCAUCACAGCGGGAAAAUUAUGUUGGGUGUAUUAUAAGAGCAAUUAGGUGACUGAUAAUGACUGAAAAUAUUUCAAUCGGUGCACCAAGUGAAACCCCAAUUAAAAUUGAUAUAAGUGGGUGGAGACGCCAUUACGAUAAUAAAAGAAAAUACGCAAAUACUGCUAUAUAAUAUUUUGAAAUUAGAAUAGAAAAAUUAAAAUCAAAAUUAAAAUAGUGGUAUGAUACCAAUGGAAUAGAGACAAAAUCACCAUGUAUAAUAAAUAAUUCACUAACCUGUGAGCAAGAAGUGCGGCAACGGCGCAUUG